AUAUACAUUGUAUAUGUUGAAUUGCGUACAUAAUAUUAUCUAACCAUAAUAAGUACCUACAAUAGAAAGCAGGGAAGUCCAGAGAAUAAAUAACUUGAUAAUAUCUAAAUCCUUAAGGAACUAAGGUAAUAUUAAAGAAAUAUAUUAUUAAGGGCAUUUUUAUGUAUGCACAAAUAAAAGAAGAUUACGAAAAAUUCUAGGUUAUCAUCAUUGUUGGUUGUAAAUACUGAAUCAUCUUCAAAGCAAAUUAUGGUUUUCUCCUUGCUGUACUACAAUCGUCGAUUUUUCUUUAUUAUUCCGUAUACGAUAAUACUGAAAAGUAAAAUUGACGAUCCCAUUUUUCCUCUUUGGACGACAUUUUUCACACGCAUUCAAUCGACAAAGAAGAACCUAUGCGGCUGUUUCCCUAAAACUUUGCUCGAAAAGCUUUUUCCAGAAACAGUCAACUUACCAUGUGAUAUUUGUAAUAGCCAUGGCUUCAUUCAUUUCGAAGAAGAUAUUGGUAAUUUAAGAACCAAUCUUACAUUCAUGGUAAAAGAAGAAUUAAAACGAAAUUUGGAAAUCAAGCUAAAUACAACAAAAAAUGACAAAAUAUCAGCUUGUGUUCCAUCUCUAACAGUUCAUAACAUCGAAGGUAACAUCGAAAAUAACAUCGAAAGUAACAUCGAAAGGAACAUCGAAAGUAACCUAGAAAGUAACAUCGAAAGUAACAUCGAAAGUAACAUCGAAAGUAACAUCGAAAGUAACUACGAAAGUUUCAUCAAAAGUAACAUCGAUAAUGAAUUUUCCCAAUUUUUCAAAGAGUUUGACUAUAUUUACAAGUUAGAGCCUGUAAAUGAACAUUCGGUCGAAUUUCAGAGAAUCCAACAAGCGUUCUUGGGCAACAAUAUAAAUAGAAUACAUAGCAUUGAGAAGAUACAUAAUCCAUAUUUAUUGCUGCAAUAUGAUUUAAAGAAGAGGGAAUAUAAUAAAAGGGAAAUAAUAUAUGAAGAGAAAAGGUUGUUUCACGGCACAAAGAAGUCUAAAAUUGAUUGCAUUUGCAAAGGAAAUUUUAAUUGGAGAUUAACUGGUACUUCCACACGGCAUUUAUUCGGGCAAGGUGUUAAUUUUUCACCUUCGGCCAGUUACUGCACUCACUACGGAGACAAAACUUACAACAAAGUGAUGAUUCUGGCGUCAGUCAUUGUAUCCAAGUUUUGCCUAGGAACAUCAGAGAUGACGAUACCACCCGACGGGUGUGAUACCAGUAUACAAGAAAACGAACGGGUUUAUGUCAAAUAUGACGAUAAUACCUAUUAUCCACGAUAUCUUAUACAUUAUGAAAGUAGUUUAGCUGAAUAAAGUCUACUGAUUUUGUAA
Messenger RNA from Diabrotica virgifera virgifera (western corn rootworm), 1359 nucleotides. RefSeq lists its product as uncharacterized. NCBI's taxonomy places the organism in Eukaryota, Metazoa, Arthropoda, Insecta, Coleoptera, Chrysomelidae. The record is from RefSeq and is a predicted model, not a curated record. Gene Ontology annotation, molecular function: NAD+ poly-ADP-ribosyltransferase activity. The transcript is spliced from 4 exons. Bases 250 to 1341 code for a protein of 363 amino acids.